Panicum hallii is the source of this 1672-nucleotide messenger RNA. RefSeq names its product G-type lectin S-receptor-like serine/threonine-protein kinase SD2-5. Bases 280 to 1596 code for a protein of 438 amino acids. Lineage: Eukaryota; Viridiplantae; Streptophyta; Magnoliopsida; Poales; Poaceae. The record is from RefSeq and is a predicted model, not a curated record. The transcript has 3 exons. Gene Ontology annotation, molecular function: ATP binding; protein kinase activity. Gene Ontology annotation, biological process: protein phosphorylation.
GGGAGGUUCAUCAGACCCACCGCAGUCAGCGUCUCCGACUAGUCAGCAACGGCUGCCCGGGCAUUUUCAUCCUUCAUAGCUGCAUACGUCCUCUUGCUCCUUCCCAGUCAGAGAGGUCACUGGAAGAGCUCAAUGAUUUAGCCCUGCAGGUAGCUAGCAGGUGCCCGCCAGAGAGCACUAGUAGGCAGGUGUUGGAAAGAGGAUCAGACACGGCGGGCGAGGGUGUCAACAGUUCAACAAGGACUGCAAACAAGCUUACAGCCCGGAGGCAUCGCAAACAUGGGGAAUGCCGCUGUUCCAAUCAUUUCCUCAGUCGCAGGAGCUGCGACAGUAGUAGUAAUGAUCGCCCUCAUCAGGAGAUGCCGCGUUGUGAGGAAGAAGAUGAAGAAGAAGACCGUGAAGAAAGUCAUGGAGGAGAUCGAGAGAAGGAACCGCGAGGUUCAAGCCUGCAAGGCCUUGGACGACGUAGUGAUCGAGAUCGGGCCGGUGGAGAAGUUCCUGAACGAGAUCCUCAACGAGAAGCCCAUGCGUUUCAGCUCCGAGCAGCUGGCGGCCUGCACCCGGAACUACUCGUCGGAGCUGGGGUCCGGCGGCUUCGGCGUGGUCUACAAGGGCGACCUGCCGAACGGUCUUCCGGUGGCCGUGAAGGUCCUGAAGGUGUCCAUGAACAAGAAGGUCCAGGAGGGGUUCAUGGCGGAGAUCGGCACCAUCGGCCGGACGUACCACGUGCACCUCGUCCGCCUCUACGGCUUCUGCUUCGACAGGGACACCAAGGCGCUGGUCUACGAGUUCUUGGAGAACGGCUCACUCGAUAAGUACCUCUACAGCGACGAGGAGGGCAAGGCGGCGAGGCUGGAGUGGAGGACGCUGCACGGCAUCGCCGUCGGCACGGCGAAAGGGAUCCGGUACCUGCACGAGGAGUGCCAGCAGCGGAUCGUGCACUACGACAUCAAGCCGGCCAACAUCCUCCUCACCGCCGACUUCACCCCGAAGGUGGCCGACUUCGGGCUGGCCCGGCUUGGCGAGCGGGAGAACACGCACAUGUCGCUGACCGGCGGCGGGCGCGGGACGCCCGGGUACGCGGCGCCGGAGUUGUGGAUGGCGCUGUCGGCGACGGAGAAGUGCGACGUGUACAGCUUCGGGAUGGUGCUGUUCGAGAUCCUGGGGCGGCGGCGGAACUUCGACCCCUGCGAGGGCGAGAGCAAGGAGUGGUUCCCGAGGUGGGUGUGGGAGAAGUACGAGCAGGGCGAGAUCGAGCGCGUCGUGUCCUGCGCCGGGAUCGGGGAGGCGGACAGGGAGAAGGCGGAGAUGAUGUGCAAGGUGGCGCUGUGGUGCGUGCAGUUCCAGCCGGCGGCGCGCCCGACGAUGAGCAGCGUGGUGCGGAUGCUGGAGGGGGAGAUGGCCAUCGUCCCGCCGGUAAACCCGUUCCGCUACGUGAUGGACAGUAGUAGCAGCGGCUCGACGAGCUCGGGGCUGUGGAGCGGCACGUACCAGAGCAGCAGGGACACAGCCGGCAGAGACAGCGAGCUGUCAGUGAGCCAUGCUGCCAUGCCGGUUGACGCGAUGAUCGAAGAUGUUAAGCGGAGUGAUGAGUAAGUGUGAAUGAAAUAGAGCCUGUACAAAGUUUAAAUCAAAAUACCUUACAUUUCAUUAUGGAUGGAAUAUUUUAUUA